Colletotrichum phormii is the source of this 840-nucleotide messenger RNA. RefSeq lists its product as uncharacterized. The record is from RefSeq and is a predicted model, not a curated record. The transcript is spliced from 3 exons. The coding region runs from base 1 to 840 and encodes 279 amino acids. Lineage: Eukaryota; Fungi; Ascomycota; Sordariomycetes; Glomerellales; Glomerellaceae. Gene Ontology annotation, molecular function: acetylpyruvate hydrolase activity.
AUGAUGGAAUUUCAAGCCCUCGUGAGAUAUGAACACCAAGGAACCAUACUCCACGGCAAUUUAGUACGAACUAGUGAUUUUGGCUAUCUUGUGGAGCGACUCCACGGAAACCUAGAUGUCGGACUAGAGAGGACAGAUAUCAGAGACACGGUGGUCAAGCUCCUUUGCCCGUUGGAAAAGACCCCCAUCAUCAUGUGCUUGGGGUUGAAUUAUGCCCAAUACGCCAUAGAAUCAAGCCUUCCCGUAUGUGCAUUCCCCAUCAUCUUCACCAAACCGCCAGACGCCCUCGCGGGUCCUCACGAUCCCAUAAUCGUACACCACGAUGCGCAAGACAAGCUGGACUACGAGGGCGAGCUCUGCGUCAUCAUCGCCCGGGACGUCAAGAACGCGAACCUCUCCAACGCCAUGGACCAUGUCCUCGGGUACGCCGCGGGGAAUGACGUGACCGCCCGCAACUUCCAGUUUCCCGGAGCCUCGGGCGGCCAGUACUCGUACUGCAAGUCUUUUGACGGUUUCGCCCCUAUCGGACCGGCCAUCUGGUCGCCGAAUGUCGUCCCGGAUCCGCAUGCGCUACGAUUUCGCACUAAGGUCAACGGCAAGGUCGUGCAGGAGACGGAGACAUCUGACAUGAUUUGGUCGGUGGCGCAGGUUAUCGUGCAUCUCUCGCGGGGGACGACGCUGAGGAAGGGGACUGUGUUCAUGAUGGGCACGCCCGGGGGCGUUGGAUACUCGCGCGGUGUCUUUUUGAAACAUGGGGAUGUUGUGACAGUCGAGGUUGAUGGCCUUGGUAAAAUCCAGAACGAAGUUGUUUUCGAGGGAAGUCGUGCAGAGUACAAAUAG